AAUACACUCAGUUGUUUGUAAUGCACUAUUGUAUACCCAGAAAUUUACAAAGACUGUGUAUAAGGAGGUCUGUUGUGGUUAUUUUCAUUGAAUUUCAAAAAAUAUAACACUCAACUAGCACAGCACUGUGGGGCACCCAAAUUGUGCUGAAUUUUGACAUGCCAAAAUUUGAUGAACAAAUAAAUAUGAAAUGUGACACCUGAUCCCAAGAUACCAUAUUCUGUUAAAAUAUCUACCCUGGAGACAGAAACAAAAAAACAUUUCCAAUGUCCCUUGCUUUACCUUUCUUGAUCCUUCAAAAUAAAUGCAAACGUAGAUUUCUUAUUUAAAAAAAAACACCACCACAGACUGGGUAUCUUGUAAACAAAAGAAAUUUAUUUUUCACAAUGAAAAUAAUUCCAUUCAUUAUAGCACCCAUAGUAAUGUCAUCACAAAAUUUGCAAGCCUUGUUUAAAUAAAAUCAUAACAUUUUGAGAAAAAUAAGAGACUCAAUAAAUGGCGAUGCUUACUAUAUUCCUAGAUAUAACUGAAUUUUUGUAUAAGAUAUAAACUGUAGAUUAGCCCCAAAUACACUUAAAGGUUGAUGUAUUCAUUUCCUGUGGCUGCUACAAAUCACCACUAAUUUGGAGGAUUUAAAACAUCACAAAUUUAUCUCCUUACAGUUGUAGAAGCCAGAUGCCUGAAAUCAGUUUGAGCCAAAGUCAAGGUGCUGGCAGGGCUGAGUCCUUCUGGGGGCUCUGAGGGAAAAAAGCUAUCCCUCCCCUUCUCCAGCUUCUAGCUAUUGUUUGACUAUAUUCCUCAGCUGUGGCCCCUCCCAGCACCUUUAAAGUGACCACCCCAGUUUCUGCUUCCUGCAUCACAUCCCCCUCUCUUCACGUCAAACAAGCCUCUUAUUCCCCUCUUAUAAGGACACCUGUAAUUAUAUUUAAAGCACACCUGGGUAAUCCAGGAUAAUCUCCUAAUCUCAAAAUCCAAAAAUUUAAGCAUACCUGCGGAGUGCUUUUGCCCUAUAACAUUUACAGGCUUCAGUGAUUAAGACCUGGAUAUCUCUGGAGGCCACUGUUUAACCUACCUCACAAAAUUCCAAACAGGAACUUUUAAGAUAUUUAAUGAAUUCACUCAAAAGCUCAAUUGUACUAUCUGUAGUACCUAGCAAUCUCUCUAAGUCUCAUUUGCCUUUCUGUAAAGUGGACUUAAUAAAAGGACCUUGCACAGUCAAAUUCAGACUCACAUCUGGACUAGUAUUAAUGUAUAGGGACCACCUAACUCGUCUUGCUUCCAGCCCUCCACAGCUUCAAACUCAUCAUUCACGUUGCAAGCAGAAUUAAUUGCCUAAACUGGAAUCUAAGGUUUAGGUUUUGGCUCCACUAGUUGGGUGACCUGGACUCAGUGGUGGUUCCAGAAUCUCAAUACAGGAUGUAGUUUAGGAGAGGAAUUGGCUAGAAGAGGGGACUCAGGAACUUGCCAUGAAACUGUGUUUGUGUAAUACACAUGCUGGUUUUACUGACAGCACAUAUUUAUUUGGGUGGCUUGCUUACAUCCUCCUAAGGCCAAUGUACCUGUCUUGGUGCAUUCAGGCUGCUAUAGCAAAAUACCACAGACUGGGUAUCUUGUAAACAAAAGAAAUUUAUUUUUCAUAGUUCUGGAGGCUGGGAAGUCUAAGAUCAAGGUGCCAGCAUGGUUACAGCCUAGUGAAAGCCCUCUUCCUUCAUAGCCAGCACCUUCUCAUUGUAUCCUCAUAUGGUGGAAGGGGCUAGGGAGCUCUGUGGAGACUCUUCUGUAAGAGCAUUAACCCUGUUCAUGAGGGCCCCACCCUCCUGUCUAAUCAACUCCCAAAGUCCCCACCUCCUAACACCAUCACAUUGGGCAUUAGGCUUCUCACAUAUGAAUUUAGAGGGGAUAUAAACAUGCAGCCUUCACCCCUCUAACCUGUUUCUCCAUCUAUAAAAUGGAAGUAGUACAGUACAGACCUCAUAGGGUUACUGUGAGGACUAAACACAAAUGUAGUAUAAUGGAUGCAAGUAUCCUGGCUCAGUGUCUAGCACACAGUAAGGCACUCAACAAGUUUAUUAUUAUGUCACUCCUCUCCUCAAAGCUCUAUGAAUGACUUCCUAUUGGCUACUGAAUAAAAUCCAGGGUCCUCUGAGAACUAUCUAGCCACAGACUAUCUCUCCAGCUUUCUCUCUUCCAACAUUCAUCCAUGGGGAGUCUCUCAUUAAUGAUAAGAGCCUCACUGUUUAUAGAGCAACACCCCCAACGUCAGCUCACUCCUUCAGUCCCUCAGGUCUCUGCGCACACAUCAUCUCAUCAGAGCAGCCUCUCUGACUGCCCUCUACAAGAGUUCCCAUGCUCACUAAUCCACUCACUGGCAACUUCAUAACCCUCUGAACACUCUACUUUUCUCCAUCCCACUCCAUAGAUAAGUAGACUUAGCUAGAAAUUAUUUUCUGUGUCUCCCUACUAGAAAGUAAAUUCCAUGAAUGUAAAGAUUCUGUUUUGUGCCCAGUUGUAUGUGUAUACUCAGCUCCUAGAACACUAUUCAGCACAUAGCAAGUGCUCAUAAAUAUCUGUUGUAUGAAUAUUUACACAGAAGUUCUUUAUUAUGUUUCCUCAACCUAUGAUGCCCUCUCCACAUUACCACCUAUCAAAAUUCUACUCAUCCUUCAAAGCUUACUCAAUAGGCCUCUGUGAAACUCCUAAUUCCCCCAGUAGAACUCUUUGCUCUAUCAAAUGUUACAUGAUUAUAAUUUGAUUUAGCUCUCAUUUUAGUCUAUCUUGUAAUUUGUAUUAUCUUGUUUUUUGCUUCUACUUCUAGAUUGCAAGCUCCUGAAGGACAGGGUCUGUGUCUCACCUUUUUAUCAUAUACCAUGCCACCUCACCAUCUCAUUUUUCUCCAAUUCCACUGCCAAAUUCCCCACCUCUCACCCAUUACCUGAUAGUACCACACCGUCACCAAAGGGACACAGGUUAAUAUUCGCUUAGUUGUUUGAAGGGAAGGAUGUUCCAAAGUGAAAAAAUAGAAGCAGAUCCUAGGUUGUAUGAAAUGGUAUAGUUACAACUAUUUUUUAAGUAGAUGUAAAACUGCCAUACUUUAGAAGAGUUGGAGGGGAUAUAGUUAAAUUGUUUCUAUGAAUUGUAUCAAUAUGAUUACAGUUUGAAUAUAUUAGCCAGCAAAAUAUAGUAAAGUCUUCAUGUUUCAUAAAACUGAAGCUCAAACCAUUCUAGCUGAAAGCAAGAGAAAACCUUUUCUCUUAGCUAAGUGAUACCUUUUAGUUCCAGUAUGGUUCUUUAUGACAUCACUGAGUUUAUCCCUGAGUCACUGACUGAUGUUACAAUGAUCCUCAGGGUAUAAAUUUCCUGACUGGGAAGAUGUCCCUUGUGUACUAACUAAUACUCAGAGCAUUUCUACUGUCUCUGUAACCUCAGUGUUUUGGCUUUAGAUUUUUUUAUUUCUAAUUGAGAAGAUGUCCGUUCAAGGACUAUCCCUGAUUUUUCCACUGUUGUUUUUCUGUUUCUUUGGAGAGAGCCUCUGCACUUCUGAUGGGAUUAUAUGGAGAAGGAUUGGAUGGGAGAUUCUUCCAGAAGAAAUGUCCUCUCUGAAAUUUGAGCUUCCUCAAUUACACUGUUUACCUUACCCUCUGGACAAACUAAGCUACGAUUUUGCCGAUAUGGAUAUAUUUCAGACUUGUUUAAAACUUUGUUUUAUUUUAAUACAAGCUCUCUUUUUAAUCCUGCCUGUCUUAUCUGCGCGUUACCUGUGGAUGAAAUGGAAGAACUACAAGGAAAAGGUAAAUUAGUGAUGCAAGUAGUAAUAGUCACAGAAUGUCAGUGAGUUUAAAACAUAAGAUUAUCAGCUUCUUUGAGGAAAAGUGCCAUGUGUUAUUCCUCUUUGUAACCUCUACCAACCCAGCUAUUCAACCCCACCAUCUAGCAAAGUGUCUUGCACACACUAGAUGCUCACAAAUGCGUACGGAAUUAGAAGGAUCCUAAAAUAACCUAGUCCAACUCCUCUAUUUCAACUUAUAAAACAUAUCAAGAGGAGGAGCCAAGAUGGGGGUAUGAGGAGGGCAGCGGAAAUCACUUCCCAAAACCAUAUAUAUUUUUGAAAAUACAACUAUUCCUAAGAGACCAGAAGAUACAGCACAACAGCCAGGCUACAUCUACAUCUGUGAGAACCCAGCGCCUCACGAAGGGGGUAAGAUACAAGCCGCAGCCUUGCGGGACCCGAGCAUGCCCCCCACCCCAGCUCCCAGAGGGAGGAGAGGAGUCGGAGUGGGGAGGGAGAGGGAGCCCAGGACUGCUAAACACCCAGCUCUAGCCAUCGGCACCAGAGCGCAGACACACAGUGCAUGGUGUGCUGGAUAUUAGGGAAACGGAACAGUAAAACCUGCGAUUGGGUCCCCGUAGCCGGUGCCCCUGGGACAAAAGAAAAGAGAGUGCUUUUUGAAAAUCUUAAAAGGACAGGGGCCUCACUGCUGGACGGAAGUGUCCUGGGACACUUAGCCCAGCAGCUGGGAAUCCCCAGGAACUCCAGGUGCCCUAAUCCCCUGGGAGGCAGCGCAGCUCUGAGGCCCAUCACAGAGAUAAACAGCCUCCCGUCCAUUCCCCCUCUGCGCGGCCCCACUAUAGUACGGGAGCAGCCUGAGAGCGGCUGUGCCCACAGCAGCCACACAGAGCCUCCUCCGCAGCCACCCGGGCCAGACUCACAGGCCCCAUCGACACACAGCUAACCAGCACAAACCGCUAGGGAUCACUAUUCUCACAGGAGAGGAAGGCAACCAUCAAGCGGGAAGGACUUUGUUCUCCCAGCUGACACACGCGCCAACUGCCCACGACUACCUCUACCUCCAUAAAAAGGCAGAAUAAUUUGAUCCACACAAGAAUAACCCAGACAACCCCUGAGAAGGAGCCUGGGGAGAUAGAUUUAACCAAUCUUCCUGAAAAAUAAUUCAAAAUAAAGGUCAUAACCAUGCUGAUGGAGCUGCAGAGAAAUAUGCAAGAGCUAAUGGAUAAAGUUGGGAGGGAGAAUACAGAAAUAAAACAAUCUCUGGAAGGGCUUAAGAGCACACUGGAUGACGUCCAAGAGGCCGUUAAUGGAACAGAAAUUAGAGAACAGGAAUAUAGAGAAGCUGACGCAGAGAGAGAUAAAAGAAACUCCAAGAAAGAAAGAAUAUUAAGAGAACUAUAUGACCAAACCAAACG
Messenger RNA from Manis pentadactyla (Chinese pangolin), 5202 nucleotides. It is a transcript of the gene TEX50, whose product is annotated as testis expressed 50. The record is from RefSeq and is a predicted model, not a curated record. The transcript has a single exon. Bases 3465 to 3797 code for a protein of 110 amino acids. Lineage: Eukaryota; Metazoa; Chordata; Mammalia; Pholidota; Manidae.